Molecule: messenger RNA, 2687 nt
Organism: Salmo salar (Atlantic salmon)
Lineage: Eukaryota; Metazoa; Chordata; Actinopteri; Salmoniformes; Salmonidae
Biological process (GO): regulation of gene expression
Cellular component (GO): nucleus
Source: RefSeq, a predicted model, not a curated record
AAAAAUACCAAAAUAUCGUUUUAGGGUGGAGUUUUCCUUUAAGUAUACACCACAGGAGUUUUUAUUUUUUAUUUUAUUUACCUUCUGUGUAGGCGAAGGUUAUAAUGUCUGUAUUGAAACACAACCACAACCGAUUCACCACAUAAAAACAUAAACACAUAAAUCAAGUAAUGUCUUAUAUGAUAAGCAGCAUACAAUAUAUGGAUAACUGUUCACAUUUUACAUAAUAUUUGCCCUAAUUAUUUACAAAGUAUACAGGAUGGGACACUUAUUCUGAAAGAUUCAACAAAUCCGUGACCCGGAAGUACUUCAUUCUUACUUGUGUCAUAGAAGUCUUUGUUUUGAUUUUGCGUUCAAGCUUGUGUGGAGUAAAGACUUACUGACUCUACUAAAUAGACUACUCAACUGUCAUUCGACUGAAAAUGUUUAAACUACAAUUGUUACAUGUGUUUUUAAAUGAGCGUUUAACGGCGGCUGCUGUGGAGAUUUUCGGUGCAGUUGAGAAAACGGUAGUAGAAUACCAGGAGGAGAAUGAUCGGCUACGGAGACUGCUGCGGAUCACACCAGAGCAUAUUACACCAGAGAUACAACUAUGUCGAACUGACUCCUUGCAGUUCUCUCUUUCUCUCUCUGAAGAGGAGGUUCCCCCUGAGCAGCAGCACUGUGAGCAGGAGUGGAGCCCCAGUCUGGGGCAGGAGGACCCAGAGCCCACACAGAUUAAAGAGGAACAGGAGGAAGUCAGGACCAGUCAGGAGGAAGAGCAGCUUCAAGGGCUCUUUGAUACCAAAGACUCCACAUUCACUCCUUCCUGUGUGAAAAGUGAAUGUGAUCAGGAGGACCCACUUCAGUCCUUGACUCUUCCCCAAACCCAGACUGUGGAGAACAGAGAGAGAGACUCUAGACCAGUGGAUCUCAAACCUUUUGGCACUGUAACCCACCUAAGGGGUCUGGACAUUCCCUGUGACCCUCCAGAUAAUCAAAACAAUGCCUCCAGCCACAGUUCAGCUGUAAGCAGCUACACAGUAGGACUUUACAGCAGCCCACCAUUGGAUCCCAGCCCACUGUUGAAUCUCAACCCACCAAUGGAAAAACAGUGUUUCAAACCCAGCACAUCUAGAAAAACUCACCACUGCCGUGACUGUGGUGAAACAUUUGCUCUGAAAGCUGACCUGCAGAGGCAUGUGACUCACACCAGGAAGAGACCCGGUGAAUGCCUCUUCUGCAGAAAACUCUAUAACUCCACCUGUAAACUGAAGGCCCAUGUCCGACUCUGUCACGGUGGGAAACCCUGCACCUGCCCCUUUUGUGGAAAGACCUUCAAACAAAAAGGACAUCUGUCCAGGCACAUGAGUAUUCACACAGGAGAGAAACCAUUUUGCUGUGGUGACUGUUGGAAAACCUUCAAUCGUAAGGAGCACCUUACCAGGCAUAUACGCAUUCACAGAGGAGAGAAACCUUUUAGCUGUGGUGACUGUGGGAAAAGCUUCAAUCGCAAGGAGCACCUAAGUGAACAUAGACAGACUCACACAGGAGAAAAACAACAUGGCUGCUCAGUCUGUGGUAAAAGAUUCACUCGGAAGACUCAUCUACUGAAGCAUAUGGACAAUAUCCACAAAGAGAGAAAAACAGACAGGAGAAAGAAAAUCUUCAGUCAGAAGAUGGGAAUAAAAAGACAGGAUGUGGACAACACUCAUAGGAAAGGAAAGCAACUCCAGACCAUUCAUACUGUGGGUCUCAGAUAAAUAGAUAUUUGAAUGUAAAUGAAGUUUGAUCAUUACCUCAUUAUUCAAAUCAAACAGUACAGAGUAUUGUAGGAAAUUCACAGGUCUGCUGUAAUAAUAAUAAUAAUAAUAAGUAAUAAUUGAUUACAUUUGUAAAGCGCUUUUAAUUAUACAGAAUAAUCUCAAAGUGCAUAAAAUGAAAACCCCCAAAAUAUAUAUUAAUGGAAACAAUUACACAGAUGACGCUACAAGGGACAUGGACAAGGAGGGAAAUUACCAUGAAUAGUCAGCAGGAGGGAUAUUACCAUGAAUACACUGGAAAGUCAGCAGGAGGGAUAUUACCAUGAAUAGUCAGCAGGAGGGUUUUUACCGUAAAUACCCUGGAAAGUCAGCAGGAGGGAUAUUACCAUGAAUACACUGGAAAGUCAGCAGGAGGGAUAUUACCAUGAAUAGUCAGCAGGAGGGUUUUUAAUUCAGUCUGGAAUAAGAUGGGGAGCCAAUACAGAGAUGCCAGGAUGGAGGUGAUGUGGUGGUGUUGAGACGGGGAGCCAGUACAGAGAUGCCAGGAUGGAGGUGAUGUGGUGGUGUUGAGAUGGGGAGCCAGUACAGAGAUGCCAGGAUGGAGGUGAUGGGGUGGUGUUGAGACGAGGAGCCAGUACAGAGAUGCCAGGAUGGAGGUGAUGUGGUGGUGUUGAGAUGGGGAGCCAGUACAGAGAUGCCAGGAUGGAGGUGAUGUGAUGGUGUUUCCGCACUCUCAUCAGGAUUCUGGCAGGGCUGUUCUGGAAGUACUGGAGCUUCUGGAGACUCCUGACAGGGAUCCUGGUGAAGACUGUGUUGUAGUCCUGGAGACUCCUGACAGGGAUCCUGGUGAAGACUGUGUUGUAGUCCUGGAGACUCCUGACAGGGAUCCUGGUGAAGACUGUGUUGUAGUCCUGGAGACUCCUGACAGGGAUCCUGGUGAAGACU